GGGCCAUUUGUCAGCAUGCAUGUUGUGUUUUUCAAGUGUCCUCCAACUGUUUUUGUUGACGUACGACAAUAUGCCAACUAAAAAUCAAUAUAAUAGAGUCAAAAAGGUGACUAAAAUAUUUUGCGGAAUAGUGAAUUUUGUGGCAUGACGGUAUGGACGCGUUUGUGCUGGGAUAGAUGGACAUGUCUGGAAAGUUAUCACAGUACUUGACAUAGGAGUGCAGACAACUUUGUGGAGGAAAUACACUAAGCGUAUACAAAAGCCUUGGAAUAACCUGGAAUAACCAUGUGGACAGAUUGCGUGGAUUGUGUUAAAAAGGUUAAAAAUCAUUUGACAGUUUAGACCGCUUAGACAAUUGAUGAUCAAGGAAUAGUGUACAAUUGCAUAUUCGGAAAUAUAGUUUUGAUAAUAAGUUAUCAAAACUAUAAAGUAAGAAGCGGAACAAGAUUUGCAUGUGAUCCGUGUCGCCCGUGUGGUGUUUGUUGUUUACAAAUUGAAAUUAUGGCACAAGAAGAUUAUUUUAAUGUUUUCGUUGGUGGUAUAUCAACAAGUUUAAAAGGUAUAUCGCUGGAUGGUACCUUCCAAGUAACAAAUUCACAGAAAUUUCCCAUACCGAGUAACCGAAAUAUAACUGCAUUAUCAUGGGGUAAUGACAAAGAGACAGAAAUUCUUGUAGGUUGUGGUACAAAGGAAUCUGCAAGUGUCGAGAUUUUCAAUACAGAGCUAUCAAGUUUUGCGCGUUCCUUUCAAUGUACGGAAGGUGAAGGAAUUAUUAUUGGAGUUUGCAGACAUAAUAAUACACUUCUGGCAGCCAGGAAAUCAGGACAUGUGAUUUAUCAAAGGCCAGAUGAGGAUGAUGGUGUUGCAAUAAACGCUGGUCCUAAUUUACACAGAAUGCGCCAGUCAACUUCAAAAAAGGAAAUAAUAGCCACAGGUGGAUUGGAAAAUCCAUUACAAUUAUUUGAUUUGGAGAAAAAGAAGCAAAUUUUCGUUGCAAAGAACGUUAAAAACGAUUCUCUAGAAUUAAGAGUGCCUGUUUGGAUUUCUGAUAUUGGAUUCUUUCCUGAUUCGUCAAAAUUGGUAACUUCUUCUAAAUACGGACAUGUACGAUUAUACGAUCAUCAUGCUCAGAGAAGACCAGUCAUGAAUAUCGAAGUUAAGCAGGAAGCUUUAGGAUAUUUGGCAGUUGAUGCUGCCAAUAUGCAAGUUAUAGUUGGUUCAGGCAAAGGUAGAAUGCAUCUAAUUGAUUUAAGAAAUGGAAAAAUUGUGAAUCAUUACAAAGGUGCUGUCGGAAGUGUUACUGCUAUUGCCAUCAACAAAAAAAGUACUAAUGUCGUUAGUGUCAGUCUUGAUAGGUACAUAAGGAUACAUGAUAUAAAGACUAAAGAGCUUCUAAAGAAGGAAUACUUAACAUCAAGACCAACCUGUUUGUUGAUUCGAUCGGAAUGGACGGAAAGAUAACAGUAAUAUACUCACUUUUAAUGUAUAUUUUCUAUGUAACAUAUAAAUCAGGCCUCUCAAUUAAAUACAAUUUUUUGACUGUA
Messenger RNA from Belonocnema kinseyi, 1544 nucleotides. Its product is annotated as WD repeat-containing protein 74. NCBI's taxonomy places the organism in Eukaryota, Metazoa, Arthropoda, Insecta, Hymenoptera, Cynipidae. Gene Ontology annotation, biological process: ribosomal large subunit biogenesis. The transcript has 8 exons. Gene Ontology annotation, molecular function: protein binding. The coding region runs from base 502 to 1461 and encodes 319 amino acids. The record is from RefSeq and is a predicted model, not a curated record. Gene Ontology annotation, cellular component: preribosome, large subunit precursor; nucleolus.